Molecule: messenger RNA, 864 nt
Organism: Iphiclides podalirius (scarce swallowtail)
Lineage: Eukaryota; Metazoa; Arthropoda; Insecta; Lepidoptera; Papilionidae
Source: the annotation of a GenBank genome assembly
AUGCCCAGCACGGAAGUCUAUGUUCCUUGUCGUUCUUUUGAUAAUUUGUCACACGUGCCGCGUGGAGUUUUGCCUCGCAGCACAAUGGUUGCGGUAACAGAAAAGAAGGCUGAGAAGAAGCCUGUCAAGGGUAAGGAGGACAGCAAAAAGCUGCCCGCCGUUCCCGAAUCCGUUUUGAAACACCGAAAGAGGAGGGAUGCUUUACGUACUCGACGCAUUCAGGUUACAUUAAAGAGGCGUUCUGCCGCCAUCAAGAAGAAGCAGCAAAUCUUCAAGAGAGCAGAGCAGUAUGUUAAGGAGUACCGCAUCAGGGAGCGUGAUGAGAUUAGGUUAGCCAGACAAGCUCGCAACCGUGGUAACUAUUACGUUCCUGGUGAGGCUAAGCUUGCCUUUGUCAUCCGUAUUCGCGGUAUCAACCAAGUUUCGCCCAAGGUACGCAAAGUUCUGCAGCUGUUCAGACUCCGCCAGAUCAACAAUGGUGUAUUUGUACGUCUCAAUAAAGCCACAAUCAACAUGCUGCGCAUUGCUGAGCCGUACAUUACCUGGGGUUAUCCAAACCUGAAGAGUGUUAGAGAGCUGAUCUACAAACGAGGUUUCGCCAAAGUAAAGGGACAGCGACUGCCUAUCACCUCCAACAAGACUAUUGAGGAGAAACUUGGCAAAAGCAACAUCAUCUGUAUUGAAGAUCUUAUCCAUGAAAUCUUCACAGUUGGUGAGAACUUCAAGUAUGCUAGCAACUUCCUGUGGCCCUUCAAAUUAAACAACCCUACUGGAGGCUGGCGUAAGAAGACCAUUCACUACGUCGACGGCGGUGACUUCGGUAACCGUGAAGAUAAGAUCAAUGAACUCCUCAGGAGAAUGGUU